Messenger RNA from Phyllopteryx taeniolatus (common seadragon), 2495 nucleotides. RefSeq names its product mutL homolog 1, colon cancer, nonpolyposis type 2 (E. coli) (gene mlh1). Gene Ontology annotation, molecular function: mismatched DNA binding; ATP binding; ATP-dependent DNA damage sensor activity. Gene Ontology annotation, biological process: mismatch repair. The record is from RefSeq and is a predicted model, not a curated record. The transcript is spliced from 19 exons. The coding region runs from base 139 to 2400 and encodes 753 amino acids. Lineage: Eukaryota; Metazoa; Chordata; Actinopteri; Syngnathiformes; Syngnathidae. Gene Ontology annotation, cellular component: MutLalpha complex.
UUAUGUAUUCUUGUUCUCGCUGACUACACGACUUCCGCUUUCCUGUUUGAGGGAUUUGUAAACACACAGGUAUAAACAGCAUGGUCGCUAGGUCGUAGCCCAUUGUUAGCCACCUUGAAGCUGAAGCUGCGGAGUAUCAUGGCGGGAGUCAUCCGGAGACUCGACGAGACGGUAGUCAACCGGAUAGCUGCGGGAGAGGUUAUUCAGCGCCCUGCUAACGCUGUGAAAGAAAUGAUUGAAAAUUGUCUGGAUGCGAAGUCCACUAACAUCCAGGUGACGGUUAAAGACGGCGGACUGAAGCUGCUCCAGAUUCAGGACAACGGCACCGGUAUUCGGAGAGAAGACAUGGAAAUAGUUUGUGAGCGUUUUACCACAAGCAAGCUACAGACAUUCGAGGACCUCUCUGCCAUUGCGACCUAUGGCUUCAGAGGAGAAGCCCUGGCCAGUAUAAGCCACGUUGCCCAUGUAACCAUAACGACAAAGACGGCAGACGCCAAAUGCGCUUAUAGAGGCAACUACAGCGAUGGUAAACUCAAAGGCCCACCAAAACCCUGUGCUGGAAACCAGGGAACACAAAUACUGGCAGAAGAUCUCUUCUACAAUGUGUCCACCAGGAGGAAAGCUUUAAAAAGCCCCAGCGAUGAGUACGCCAGGAUUGUAGAGGUGGUGAGCAGGUAUGCCAUACACAAUUCUGGGAAAAGCUUCUCUGUCAAGAAGCAAGGAGAGACGGUAGCAGAUGUGAGGACUUUACCCAAUGCGUCAGUGGUGGAUAAUAUUCGAGGAAUCUUUGGCAAUGCAGUCAGCAGGGAGCUGAUCGAGGUCUGCAGCGAGGACCAGAAGCUCGCUUUUAAGAUGAAGGGCUACAUCUCCAACGCGAACUACUCCGUCAAGAAAUGCAUCAUGGUCCUCUUCAUCAACCACCGUCUGGUGGAGUCGAGUGCGCUGAAAAAAGCAGUGGAGACAGUUUAUGCGGCGUACCUUCCCAAGAACACACACCCUUUCCUUUAUCUCAGUUUAGAGAUCGCCCCUCAGAACGUAGACGUGAACGUGCACCCCACGAAGCACGAGGUGCAUUUCCUGCACGAGGACAGCAUCAUCGAGAGCGUUCAGAAGCACGUUGAGGGCAAACUGCUGGGCUCCAACUCCUCACGCACAUACUUCACUCAGACGUUGCUGCCCGGGCUGUCCGCGUGUGGUGGAGGUGAGGUCAAGUCGACGAGCGGCGCGUCCGAGUCUGCCGAGCGCGUCUACGCGCAUCAGAUGGUGAGGACCGACUGUCGUGCUCAGAAGCUGGACGCUUUCCUCCAGUCAAAGGAGAAGCUGCUUCCUGAGCCCGAACCGGCCGGGCCGAGCGGCGCAGAUUCCGAGGCCAAAACCGUCGAGCCGGAUGACGUCGACAUGCUGGAGGCCCUGAACCAGAUGGAGGCAGAGCUGCCGAAAACUGAGGAGAGGAACGACAGAGUGCCUGAGGUCCAAAGGAAACGUCCCAGGAAAGAGCAGGAGGAGCAGCAGCAGGAGACGGAAGAUGGACGAGAGCAGGACCUGACGACCGCAGACACGCCCAAGAGACGAGUCAUCAAACUAAACAGCGUCAAAGAGCUGAGAGGCGAGAUUAGCGACAAUGCACACAAAGGUCUUCAGGAGAUGCUGCAGAAUCACUCAUUCGUGGGCUGCGUCAACCCUCAGUGGACUCUGAUCCAGCAUCACACCAAACUCUACCUGCUCAACACCACAACACUCAGCCAGGAACUCUUCUACCAAGUCCUCAUCUAUGACUUUGGGAACUUUGGUGUACUCAGAUUAUCUACACCGGCUCCCAUUUACGAGCUGGCCAUGUUGGCCCUGGACUCUGAGGAGAGUGGCUGGAGUGAAGAGGAUGGACCCAAGGAAGGCUUGGCUCAGUACAUUGUGGACUUCUUGAAGAAGAAAGCAGAGAUGCUGGAGGACUAUUUUUCCAUGGAGAUCGAUCAGGAGGGCAAUUUAAAAGGACUACCCUUGUUGCUUGACAAGUACACGCCUGUCAUGGAAGGUCUGCCCAUGUUCAUCCUCCGCCUGGCAACAGAGUGGAGAUUCAUUGGCCUUGUCGUUGACGCUCAUGUCAGCACCUUCAGGCUUUUGCUUGGCGUCAUGCAGGUGAACUGGGACAACGAAAAAGAAUGCUUCCGAGAGUUCAGCAAAGAGUGCAGCAUGUUCUACUCCAUAAGGAAGCAAUACAUCCUCGAGGCAGAGUCCAGAGAGGGGCAGGAUGCAGAGCUGAACUCGUGGCGAUGGAACGUUGAACACAUCCUGUGCAAGGCUUUCCGUUCGCUCAUCAGUCCGCCCAAACACAUCAGUGAGGACGGCACAGUGCUGCAAAUCGCCAACUUACCGGAUCUCUACAAAGUGUUUGAGAGGUGUUAGAUGACCAGUAAAUCACUAAGCCAUCAACCUCACAUGCUGCUCCUUUUUACUUUUUGUGUUUCUUUUUUGUUCUCAUUAAACUCCUUUGUACGUUU